Molecule: messenger RNA, 969 nt
Organism: Lolium perenne
Lineage: Eukaryota; Viridiplantae; Streptophyta; Magnoliopsida; Poales; Poaceae
Source: RefSeq, a predicted model, not a curated record
AUGCCACCGAACCGCUGGUCCAGCGACGCUGCGCUCGCCACCGAACCGCUGCUCCGUCAGACGCUGCGCACAACGACGCUCCUCCCGAAGCGGCGCAACGCCGCCGAACCGCCUGACGCUGUGCACGCCGCCGCUCCGGCAGUCCGGCCGAUGUUGUGCAUGCCUCCGCACUGCCGUGCACGCCGUCGCGCACACCACCGCUGCCCCGCCCAACACGGGCGCACACCGCCGUCGCGCACACCACCGCUGCCCCGCCCAACGCCGCGCACACCACCGUCGCUGCGCACCACCGCUGCCCCGCCCAACGCCGCGCACACCACCGUCGCUGCGCACGCCUCCUGUCUGCCUCCCCGUGAUUUGGCCGGCUCCACGCUGCAAGCAGGAAGCAGCAGCAUCGCACGCCUCCGGCGCAGUGCGCUGCCCAACCCCGCCGCCGCACUCCUAAAUUCGGGUCUUUUGCACCGGUUCGUGGCUGGAACCAGUGCAAAAGAGUCUUUUGCACCGGUUCCAGCCACGAACCGGUGCAAAAGACCCCUUCUACUUAACUGCCCGCGCCCCUCCUUCUUCCCCCAUUCGCGCGAGGAGAUUUUGGACGCCGGCAGGCUGCCAAAUCUUUGCACGCCCUGCCGCCGUCGCCCGCCGCCCGCCCGCGCCGUCGCUCGCCGUCGCCCGCCGUCCGCGCUGUCGCCCGCGCCUCGCCCGCGCCGUCGCCCACCGCCGCCUGCGCGCUGCCGCCCGCCCCGCCCGCGCCGCGCCCUGCUCCUCCUCUUCAUCCUCCACACCGCGCCGCGCCGGACUGCUCCUCUUCCUCUCCUCCGCGUCGCCGCCUGCGCGCCGCCCCGCCUGCGCCGCCCUGCUCCUCCCUCCGCGCCGUCCGCCGCCGCACGCCCUCGAGGCUAUUCUAACACAUGGGUUAGCAAUGUUUCCAUCCUCUUUGUCAUGGACACUCUAGAAAUGUGCUCCCGCUGA